Molecule: messenger RNA, 2653 nt
Organism: Pogonomyrmex barbatus (red harvester ant)
Lineage: Eukaryota; Metazoa; Arthropoda; Insecta; Hymenoptera; Formicidae
Gene: wda
Product: will decrease acetylation
Molecular function (GO): protein binding
Source: RefSeq, a predicted model, not a curated record
AUAGCUGCGUUCCGAUAUUCACUGCCAAUACUGAAAAUAUAUAGUUCAUAUCACGUAUAUUAUAGAUUUUCAGUACUUGCAGUGAAUAUCAGAACGCAGUUUAUAUCCCGUCCCGUAUUGUCACGCUCCAUUCACGGAUCCCGGUUCGAGGGAGUUUGAGGCAUCGCUGGGACUGUUGCCUCGUGUACGUCGGACUUCGAUGAAGAUGAAGCGGAUGAAAAACGAAGUGAUCAGUGCAACGGUCGAAUCUUAUUUAAAACGACGUCAUUAUCAGGCCAAUGACGUUUACCAGCAACGCAAGGGUAAUCAGUUGUUAUUUUGUCAGAACAGUGAUCAAAUGACGUUAAACGCGACGGCAGAAUGUGGUACUUCGCAGGAGAAUUCAAUCGUUUUCAGUGCUAUUACUAUUGACAUCACAGCGGCGGAUCAAGCUUAUCAACGAUUAAAGAAAUGGAUGAAUGUCAUACUCAAUGAAAAGAUAAGAAUUGAAUUGCAAGGACUUUUGUACCCAAUAUUUUGUCAUCUUUAUUUAGAGAUGCUACAUGUUGGUAACCGACAACCUGCAGUUCAAUUUCUGAAGACCCAUCAGAAUGAUUUUGUCAGUGAUACAGAGAAAGACUUUAUAGAAGAAUUAUCCAGUGUAUAUUCAGUUCAAGAUAUUGAAUUAAGACCUUUAGUAAAUGCAUUCAGAACUAGGAAGUAUAAAGUAGAUUUAUCCGAGUCAGCACAUAUUUGUCUAAAACAGUAUCUUACCAAAUAUGGACAUAUAAUAUUAAUGCAGAUUAUAAAUAUGCAUAUCACAAUAAUCAGAAAAACAGAUAGUCCUCAAAUGGAUGGAGAAGUACCUGAAGAGAAAACUCAGAGAUAUGAAGCAAGCAUUAAUGGCCAUGUGGAGCAACCAUCUGGCACUGGAGUAGAUCGUGAAAUGAGAGAAUUACAGGAAGCUAUACGAUUGAUACAGAAUAAUGCUCAUCAACCAUUAAGAUUAUUUACAGUAAAAAACGCUAUAGAAAACGCAAGUUGUGGUCUUAUUGCACCUAAAAUGGAUAAGUUAGCUAUAGGUUUUAGCACAGCCGAAAUACGUUUAUGGGGAAUAGGUGAAACAGUUUUGGUCAAAAAAAGAAAUAAGCAAACGUGUAUUCCAUCUGCCUGUGAUAUAUCGCCAUUUUAUAAAUUCAAUGAGCAAGAGAAUACAGUAACAAGCGAAGCAGGAGCGAUAAUAUUAAGAGGACACAUGGAUGUAGUGCACGAUUUAAGAUUUAUUCCAGAAGCAGAUAUUCUUCUUUCUGUAUCAAGCGAUAAGGAUAUGAGAGCAUGGAGACUUAACGAUUAUUCGUGUGCAGCAAUAUAUAGUGGUCAUAGUUACCCUAUAUGGUGUAUGGAUACCAGUGUGUUCAAUUUAUAUAUUGCCACAGGUUCACAUGACAGAACUGCAAAAUUAUGGUCAUUGGAUAGAACGUUUCCCUUAAGAAUAUUUGCUGGUCAUUUUUUAGAUGUUAAUUGUAUAAAAUUUCAUCCAAACGCUCGAUAUAUAGCAACUGGUUCCGCCGAUAAAACCAUAAGACUAUGGUCAAAGGAUGAUGGGAAUCUAUUGCGAGUAUAUGUUGGGGCGCAAUCAACUAUUUAUACUUUAGCUUUUAGUCCAGACGGCAAAUAUUUAGCUGCUGCAGGUGAUGAUAAAUCUAUAUCUAUAUGGGAUUUAGCAUCUAAUGAUUUACUGACUGAACUGAAAGGCCAUAAGGAUACAGUCAUGAAUGUUGAUUGGAGUUUGGAUGGUCAAUACAUUGCUAGUGCAAGCCUAGAUGGAAUUGUACGAUUGUGGCCUACUCAAGAUUUUAUCAAAACAUUGAAUGGAGGUUCAUCCAAUGUUAUGUCUCAAUCAGAGGUGCCACAAAUUUAUUCAACAUGUUGCUCAAGCAUUCUCUCAUUGAAUUAUUAUAAGAAGAAUAAUUCGUUAAUUUGUAUUGGCACUAAAUAAUUUUUUAAUUAUUUAUUACUGUGCUCUUUUAUCUGAUAUUAUAUACUGAAAAUUUUUAAGUAAAAUUAAGACUGGAUAUUAGUAUAAACUUGUUUUAUAGAUUGUUCUAGCUAGUAAUUAGUCAUAAAAUAUGACUUCAAUUUUUACAAUAUUUAUAAGAAAAAUGCAUCAUACAUUAUUUCAAUAUAUUCUAUGUAUCUAGAUACUGUACUCAUCUCAUUGUUUUAAUAUUUUUAUUAUCUUUAAUUUUUAUCAUAAAAAUCCAACUUUUCAGUCAUUAAUUGUGAAUAUAUAUUUCCGGUGAAUAUAUAUUUUCUUUUUAAUUAUCUUUUAUUUUCAUCAUUUAUUUUUUGUUUUAAUUUUCAUUCCGAAUGUUUAUAUCUCAUCAAAUUAAAUCUGUCAUAUUUUUCAGUAAAUCUAAUCAUUUUCAGUAAAUUUAUAGCAGUGAAAAAUUUUUAAUUUUCAAUAAAUCUAGUAUAUAUAAAUUGAUAAAAAUUCAAUGAGAGAAAAAUAAUCAAGCAUUAUGUUUGUGCAAUUUUGUAAAUUUCCUAUGGAAAUAUUUAUUAUCUGAAUUAUCUAAAAAUGAUACAUUAACAAUUUUCUGUCUUGUUAUAAAGACCUUGUAAAUUAUGAAUAAUGUUAAAAAAUAGUGAAAUAAUAGUUUUUUUAUAAAAA